This is a messenger RNA of Cutaneotrichosporon cavernicola, 510 nucleotides long. RefSeq lists its product as uncharacterized. The transcript has 3 exons. The coding region runs from base 1 to 510 and encodes 169 amino acids. Gene Ontology annotation, molecular function: proton transmembrane transporter activity. Gene Ontology annotation, biological process: proton motive force-driven ATP synthesis. The record is from RefSeq and is a predicted model, not a curated record. NCBI's taxonomy places the organism in Eukaryota, Fungi, Basidiomycota, Tremellomycetes, Trichosporonales, Trichosporonaceae.
AUGCGCCCCCAGAUCGCCCGUUCCGUGCGUACGCUUGGCCGCCGCGCCAACUCGUCCAACGCUGCCGACAAGGCCAAGGCCGCUGCCCAGGACGUUGCAGAGAACCCCCAGGUCAAGAAGGCCGUUGAGUCUGCCAAUGCCGCUUUUACCCAGGCGUCGGCGGCCGUGUCCCGCGUGACUGGCCCCGUUGGCGACAAGGUCGGGAACAUGCUUGGCGCGUACAAGAAGCCCCUCACCUACAACUGGAACGUCUUCACCUCGCUCUGCCGCCAGGUGUACCAGGCUGAGAAGCUCGCCCCUCCCACCAGCCUCAACCAGUGGGCGUCGGCGUACUCACAGAUCUUCUCCGCCGCCGCCUCGCCCGCGUUCUGGCAGAAGGCCAUGUCCAACGGCCAGGCUGCCAAGAUUGCCGUUGCUGGCGUCGAGGCGUACGGCAUCUACAAGGUCGGCGAGAUCAUCGGCCGCCGCAACCUCAUCGGCUACAAGUCGUCCGCCCCCGCGCACCACUAA